This is a messenger RNA of Symsagittifera roscoffensis, 1483 nucleotides long. RefSeq lists its product as uncharacterized. Gene Ontology annotation, molecular function: ornithine decarboxylase inhibitor activity. Bases 91 to 792 code for a protein of 233 amino acids. Gene Ontology annotation, cellular component: nucleus; cytoplasm. Gene Ontology annotation, biological process: positive regulation of protein catabolic process. NCBI's taxonomy places the organism in Eukaryota, Metazoa, Xenacoelomorpha, Acoela, Convolutidae. The transcript has 2 exons. The record is from RefSeq and is a predicted model, not a curated record.
GCAAUUUGCUCAUCUUCGCUCACUGCGGAUAGACAAUACCCAUUCAAAUGGUCAAGGGAGCCUCGUUAAUAUUAAGUUCUCUCCUCAGAAAUGACGGCGAAAAAGAAGCGCAAAAAACUAAACUGUUCGUACCUCGGGGUUCCCAGAGAUCACGGGGUAAUUCCACUAGAGCUGAGUGCUCAAUGUAUUCCGCCUCUCUGGGCGGCCCUGCUCAGUAUUGGGUUUGACGCAGGCUCGGUUCAGGACGACGGGGACCCGGGCGGCGAAGUAUUAACUAUAUCGUCGACAGUGAAAACGGCAACAACCAACUAUGAUGAAAACGAAGAUUGCGGCUUCUAUGUGAAUGAAGAACAGAUUGGAAAUUUGGACAAGGACUUCCUUCGAUUUGUCAAGAAGUUAUUCGGCAGCAUUGAAAACGUCGAGAAAUCUGGGGAAAAUUUGAAGUUUCUGUCAUUUGUGUCGCGAGUUGGAUCCAUUGCACAAGAACGAGAGAUCAAGUGGAACGUCAUACGGUGGAACGAGGCUUCUUUAUAUGUUCAAAUAAACUCGGCUGCUUUUCCCGAGGGUAGCCGAGACGCGUUUGUUCAGCUGCUGGAAUACGCAGAGGAGGAACUGGAGUGCGAAAACGUGGUGGUAUGCAUACCAAGCGAGCAAGAUCAUCGGGAUGUUAUAAUGAAGACGUUCAUGUUCCUGGGAUUCUCUCCAAUGCGACCUGGUCACCCGUUGAUACCUUCUGUUGACAAAGUGGAAGGAGCCGACAAAUAUAUGUAUAUGGGUUAUAUUAUUGGUUGAAACGUGCGGAGUUUCUGAGAAAAGUCUUGAAUUACCGGAGCCUUUUUUCUAUAAGCCUCAUUAACUGGAACCAAUGCAACUAAGAGAGCUCUUAUUUGGUAUAGAUGAAAGUCUCCGGUACUUCAAGUCAAUAUGGUUUAAGUCUGGCAGUUUUAAAAUAUACUACUUAUCAUAAUUUUUUAAUAUAAAACUGCUCGAGAUUCCAUUUUCUCAAAAUAUUUCGUUUCACACACUGUAGCUAACCGCAGGUCAACACAUUUGAUGCUAUUAUGUAAAAAUAAGUGUGGAUAUUAUUACUGGUAUAUUUUGUGAGCAUUCAGUUCCCCAUUUUUCGCGAUCAUCAUAUGCUUACACGAUUGAUAUAAUUGAAUAUUAUUCAAGAUUUUUAAAUAGACCUGUUGCCGUUUUUUGCUGUCGACUUUAUAACUGAUACUUUCCAAAACUUUUGAGCACUGCUAUGGUUAAAUCACGAUCAGAUUUAGUGCUCAUUAGUUUAUUUACAAACGCUCGACCCUUGGUCGUAAUCUUCCCCACCCUACAAUAAACUCAGUACUGAAACAGGCGUAGUUUAGAUUAGUUGGAAUCGUUCAUUUAUAGCUUAAACUGAUGCUACUAACAUGAUGUUUUAUGUAAUCAAUUACGACUGAAACUCAACUUCAUUCACUCUAUUAAUUCAGACUUCUUAAACUAA